This is a messenger RNA of Orbilia oligospora ATCC 24927, 462 nucleotides long. RefSeq lists its product as uncharacterized. Bases 1 to 462 code for a protein of 153 amino acids. Lineage: Eukaryota; Fungi; Ascomycota; Orbiliomycetes; Orbiliales; Orbiliaceae. The record is from RefSeq and is a predicted model, not a curated record. The transcript has a single exon.
AUGUCCGUCCCGAUCUCUAUAGUUCGCUCGAACUCGAGCACAAAGUCUCAACAGCUGGCCGAACUCCUUCACUUCCCAGCUUCUCCAAACUACUCUUGUGAACGUCAUGCCUGCGCCUUCCCAUCUUGGCCCGACAGACCGACUCUCAACUCUCCAGACCUGUCUGCUCACUCCGAAGACAGCGGGUUCUUCUCGGAUCUCGAUUUGGCUGGUCACAGCGUUGGCAUGCAGCGUGUACGAUCCAACCAGCGACCGUCAAACUACUUGGAAUUGGAGUUCGAAGAUGACGAUGAAGAUGAUUCUUCCGACAACUCUUGCGCCGUUUCCCUUAGCUCGACACCUGAGACUCAGAGGAAGCCUCCAAAGAGAUGUGACUCUAAGAGCAUCAUUGCCAACGAGCUCCGAAGGGAACGCAUUGCCUCCGGCAGAUGCAAGAAAAACGUUCGAUUCGAACACAAAUAA